Messenger RNA from Rhopilema esculentum, 812 nucleotides. Its product is annotated as eukaryotic translation initiation factor 3 subunit K. Gene Ontology annotation, cellular component: cytoplasm; eukaryotic translation initiation factor 3 complex. Gene Ontology annotation, biological process: regulation of translational initiation. Gene Ontology annotation, molecular function: translation initiation factor activity; ribosome binding. The record is from RefSeq and is a predicted model, not a curated record. NCBI's taxonomy places the organism in Eukaryota, Metazoa, Cnidaria, Scyphozoa, Rhizostomeae, Rhizostomatidae.
ACAUAGCAGCAACAACCACACGAGCCAAUUCUCUUUCUCUGCGACAAAAUGGCCGAUUCAACCAUGAAGGAAAGUGUGGCUGUUUUCUUAAAAGGAAUUGACAGAUACAAUCCAGAAAAUCUCUCUUCAUUAGAGCAUUAUGUUCAAAUGCAGGCAAUUGAAAACACAUACAAUUUGGAUGCAAACUUGGCAAUUCUGAAGUUGUAUCAGUUUAACCCCUCCCUUUUCAAGGAGACUGUCACUUGUCAGAUUUUGCUAAAAGCUUUGAUGAAUUUACCACAAACUGAUUUUACAUUAUGCAGAUGUUUAAUCAGUGAAAAUUUUCAUGAGCUGCCGUCAAUAUCAAAAGUAACAGAGCUUUCAAACAAACUUGAAAUGUGUGAAUUUAGGGAGUUCUGGAGGGAGCUAGAAGAAUCAAAAGAAUUAAUUGGAGGCAUAAAAGGAUUUGAAGAAUCAAUAAAAAAAUUUAUUGUUUCUGUGCUGAAUGUCACAUUCCAGUUAAUAGACAAGGUUCAGCUAACAGAAAUGCUCGGAAAUCUAUCAGAUGAAGAUCUUAAAAGGAUGUGCCUGGAACAACAGUGGCAAAUCACCGGCGAUCAGGUUUUCAUUGCAAACCAGGAAGAGCACAUUAAAUCGAAAAACAUCACAGAGAAAAUCACAUUUGAGAACAUGUCCCACAUCAUCAGAAGUUCUACUUGAAGUAUUUCCGGUUCAGAGAAGCCCUUAUGCGCAAUUAUGUAGAGACCUUCGUGGUUACAUUUUUCCAUCUUAUGUAAAUUUCUUCUUUUGAAUUAUGAAAGGUCAUGAUCAUA